Molecule: messenger RNA, 5625 nt
Organism: Myxocyprinus asiaticus (Chinese sucker)
Lineage: Eukaryota; Metazoa; Chordata; Actinopteri; Cypriniformes; Catostomidae
Product: neuromedin-U receptor 1-like
Exons: 3
Coding region: 208-1413 (401 amino acids)
Biological process (GO): G protein-coupled receptor signaling pathway
Cellular component (GO): plasma membrane
Molecular function (GO): neuromedin U receptor activity
Source: RefSeq, a predicted model, not a curated record
GUGAUAAUGUAAUAUCAGAUUACACCACAACAAUGCAUUUGAGCUGAUACAAGUGUUCAAUUGCUGAAAAAGGAGGAGUAACGGAAAGGCAAUAAAGUCCUGGACAGUCAUGAGUACCAGCAGACAGAACGGCAGUCCUUCAGAAAUACUUCUCUGAAAGAAAAUAUUUUCAACAAGACUGUGUGCUCAGGUAUUUCCUUGUCAUCAAUGAUCCAGCUCAACUGCUCAUCACCAGAGUCCUUGUACGUAACAGUGAACGCAUCAUGGUGCCCCAAAGAGGAAGAGUGUCUCAGCGCAGAGGACCUGGUAGACCUUUGCCUGAGCCGCAGUGCUUACCUGGAGAAAUACCUGGGCCCUUGCCGUUCACGUCUCUUUCUGCCUGUGUGCAUCACCUACCUGCUCAUCUUUGUAGUUGGAGUGCUGGGCAACAGCUUGACUUGCAUUGUCAUCGCCCGUCACCCUGUAAUGCGCACAACAACAAACUUCUACCUGUUCAGCUUGGCCAUUUCUGACCUCCUUGUGCUCCUGCUCGGUCUUCCAUACGAGCUGUAUGAACUCUGGAGCAACUAUCCGUUCGUGUUUGGUGUUGCAGGUUGCUAUUUCAAGACCUACUUGUUCGAGACUGUCUGCUUUGCUUCUGUGCUCAACGUGACCGCGUUGAGUGCAGAGCGCUACAGGGCAGUCACGCAUCCCCUCCAUGCCAAACAUGUAGCGACACAUGCUCAUGCUAAGCGUCUGAUCAUUGCAUUAUGGGUGGUCUCUCUGGUGUGUGCAUUGCCCAAUACCAGUCUGCAUGGCGUAGUGAGGUUGCAACCCUAUUUUGGACUCACCUUCCCCGAAUCGGCGGUCUGCACCCUGGUACGUGAUACUUGGAUCUACAACCUGUUGGUGCAGGUGACGGCAGUGCUGUUCUUCAUACUGCCAAUGCUAACCAUCAGUGUGCUGUAUGUGCUGAUCGGCCUGCAGUUGCAUCGGGAAAGGGAGUGUUUUGAUUUAAAGACUGGGAUGAAUCAUGACGGGCUGCGUCAGAGGAAGCGUCAUCGGCAAGUCAAUAAAAUGCUCUGUGCAUUAGUGAUUGUGUUUGGAAUCUGCUGGGUGCCUUUUCACACUGAUCGUGUCAUGUGGAGCUACAUUAAGAACUGGACUGUGGAGCAGCACCGUGUCUAUGAGUAUGUGCAUCUUCUCUCUGGUGUCUUCUUCUACUUGGGAUCAGUGGUCAAUCCCAUCCUCUAUAACCUCAUGUCUUCCCGCUUCAGAGAGAUGUUCCGUGAGGUGGUGUGUCAGAAAGACCACCGUCAGCUAUCCAUCAGUAAAGUCACAUUACGCAGUGUUGUCUCUGCCUCGCUCUCUGCCUCUCAUUCGGUCUCAUUUUCUGUCAAAUUCAAUGCACGUGGGUUGCCACAAUCUCUUUAAAAACCCAGUUAUUGUAUCCCAAUGCCAGGGCUGUGAAAUUUUAUUUGUCAAAUGUACAUACAGUAGAAGGCACUAGACAGUAGUACUUGUUAAUAAAUAAGUGUUUUUCUACAAGCUUCCAUUUAAAGUAACCAUUUUAAAGUUAUAAAGUGGUAUGUACUUGUGCUGUAAAUGAGAUAAUAAAAAAGCAUGUUUAGUCAGUGUGAAUGUUAUUGCUGAAUUUGAACAACCAUUUUAAAGCUAUUAUGUAUUUAAAUGAGUGGUUCUGUUGCAAUGAGCAUUGACUAGAAGUUUUUUGCCUAGACGCUUCUAAACCGUUUCCCAGAUGGUAAAAGGGAAAACAGGCAAUGACUGGGCUGACUGGGGUCUUUUAGAGUGGACUUGGCCUUCCUUAGACAUCAAUCUGAAUAAAUGUCCUGGGUACUCGGUAGCUCAUGGCCAGUGAUGGACUGCACCGUCAAGUCCUUGCAUUCUCACAUGGAGCUUAAUGGCUUAACAGACAGUGUGUUUGUACGAAGGCAUUUCUGAAGUAAACUGGUUUCAGACAGGCUUCCAAGGCACCAUAACGUCAUGUCUGGUGGUCUAGAACAAAUUUAAGUGAACUUAAGAGAUAACCAAGCAAAUAUUUAAAGCAAUAGACCACCCAAAAAUGAAAAUGUUGUCGUACCCUCGUGUUUUUCUAGACUCUCAUGUGGGCUUUUUAUUUUUAUUUUUGCAUAGAAAUGCAAAUGGAUGGUGAUUUAUGCUGCCAAGCUCCAAAAUGACUCUUCUAAGUCUUCUGAAGUUUUACAACAGUUUUGUGUGAGGAACAGAUGGAAUUUUAAGUUGUUGUUCAACAAUGUUCCACCUGCAGUAGCUCUUAAGUCUCAUUUGCUAUCAAGUUUUUCAAACAUGUUACAUUGCGAUUGGCCAUGUAACGCUCAAGAACCAAUGGUGUUUUUGGUGACUAUGACAUUGAACUUUUUCUGUUGAGUUACUGACAAGCAGCAUUUCCCAUCAGACAUUUUUACAUAAUUUUAAAUUUGUUUACUUUUCCUGUUGUGCGACCGAUAGUGUGUAGCGUCAGCAGCAUCGGAGACCCAGGUUCUCAACCCGUGUUGAAACCAGCAAGUAAUCGCUUUCACAUUAUCAAUGAUGAGUGUGAUUUGAGGUUUCAUUUUUCCUGUAAGAUUGCGGGCCCUAUUUUAAGAGUGCAAACGUUCAGCGCAACGCAGUGCCUUAAGACAUAAGUGCAAAGUCAAUGGGCAUGACCAUGAAGGUUUGGCAUGCGCUAAGUCUAGGCGCAAGUGGGUUUGGUGAAAUCGUGCGCGCAACGCGCAAAAAGGCUUCAUCAAGUGCAAUUGGUUCUUCUUUGGUUAUUCCAGCAUCUGCGUCCUAUUAUACUGUAUAGUCUAUUCCCUCAAGCACAAGCGAUAUAAACAAAGACAGUACAUACAUCAGAAAUUGGUAGUGUAAAUGGACUGUAUGCAGUGAAUUAAAAGAAUAGAAUUAUGGACUUACAGUCUUUCGUGCAUUAACUGCGCCCUUGAUGAAUGUCAGGCAUUUUUCUAUGACAGUGACACACACUCCUUUUACAUGAAUGGAAAAUGUGGUUCUCGUCAGAAUUUGGAUUUAUGCUCCGUUAAAAUAUAGAGAAUAUAAGUAUAAUUAAUCAUUUUCAUCUACUGACACACAAAUCAUGGCUAAUAAUAACAGUGAUUGUAUCGGCACGCACUUCACUUCUACCGAAAAUUUUAUUUUUGAACAUUUAAAUUAAUUUAUUGAAAACAAGAAACAUUUUUACCAAAUAUAUUUCUAAAUUCAAUUUACACUUCAAAUGAAAAGAAAAUAUAAUCAAAAUAACAAAGUGGUUAAAAAAUCAUACCAAAUUCAAACAUUUUACUCUGUCCAACUUCUUCCACCGGCCCCUUUUGCAAUGACUUAAAAAUCACUCUACGACAAUGGGAGGAAAAAUACCAAUAUAAAUUAGAUCAUAAAUACCAUUGUAAAUAUAAACAUAAUGCUAAUAAUUGAAAAAUAAGUCAUGACCUUUAGAUAGUUCAACACAAUCUAAUAUUUUAAUUUUUUUUUCUUAAAACGGCUUUGACAGUGAUUGUCAGGGACUUAAUUUAAUGUUCCACUUUAUUUUAAGAGUUUGGACAUGAGGGGGGCCUGGGUAGCUCAGGGAGUAUUAACGCUGACUACCACCCCUGGAGUUGCAAUUUCAAAUCCAGGGUGUGCUGAGUGACUCCAGCCAGGUCUCCUAAGCAACCAAAUUGGCCCAGUUGCUAGGGAGGGUAGAGUCACAUGGGGUAACCUCCUUGUGGUCAUGAUUAGGGGUUCUCCCUCUCAAUGGGGCACAUGGUAAGAAGAGUUUGGACAUGACCUUUUUUACCACCUGCUGGUGAAAUCUCCAAACUUCAAUUGCAGGAACUGAAUUUGGAUUUUGCGCUGAGAUAAGACGUGGUAUUGAAAUGUCUAAGCGCAAUGACCAAUUCCUCUGGAAAAUAGCAAAUUGCACUUUGCGCCACUUCAUUUACAUACAGUACAAUACACCCACAAUUUGCGCGCCUACACCCACAGUAGCACAAACACUCCCACCCACGACCACUUGUGCUUUGCGCUGGCACACAAAUUGCAUUUAGAAUUAGCACUCUCAUGAAAAUUGGAUAAGACUUUGCGCACGGUCGUAAUGUGUAGCGCUGCGCUUUGAGCACUCACGAAAAUAGAGCCUUGCAUUUUUACUCCACUGGCGAUUAGGUUUAGGGUUGGGGUUUUGGGGUAGACUUAAUAAAAUAUGCAUUACUCUUCAUUGUAUUUCAACAUUAAAACUAAAAACAACUCGAUUUACAACUUGCUUUUGGCGCCACUCUGUGGACAUUUCACCUGGAAACUGGAGCUCAUACAUGCCCAUACUUCCAACAACACUUCCAUUUUCGGUCAUUGGGGGCAGUGCUUCGAGUUUUGAUAAACAAAGACCGUGGUUAGCUUAAGAACUGUCAAGCUACUGUUUCUGAAUUCACAGUGAAAUUAGUCUGAUGUCAAACCAGGAACAUGUGUUAAGGUGACAUGUUUUAACACAAGAAUUAGAUUUGUCAGAGAACGUUUAUUCCAUGAAUUUUGGUCUGUUCCUCACACAAAUUUGUAUGACUUGGAAUAUAGCGCACUAGUCAUUUUGGGGCUUUGUAAUUACUUGUUGCUGCAAGUCAGUAAAUAUGGAACCGGUUAUCUAACACAAGGUGGCAUAAUUAAGUUAAAAUAUUAGUAAUGCCAUUAAAUAUAAUUUGGCCUUAUAUAGAAUUUUACCAGUAAGCUUCUCAUCAUUCUCUCUGAAACUUUCCUUUCAGAGCUUUGAAUGUAAACACUGGAGAUUUCAUAACAACAUGGAAUCUAGCUUAUGAUGAGGUCAUAUUAGAUAAGAUUUGUUUAUAUAAUUAUGUUCAGUGGUGUUUUACAGUGUUUACAACUACUAUUCCUAGUGAGCAUUUAGAGAAUUUACAAUGGCUUACUUAUGACGUAUAUGGCAACUUUACCUCUACUCUGUAGGAAUAUAAUAAUAACAGCACUCAAAACAUAACAAAGUUAAAAGAACUUAAUAAAAUUGAGGAAAACUUUUCCACGCAAUUAAAUUACUUUGAUCUAGUCUUGUUGUAUGAACAUAGUUUUAUUUUGUCAAAUCCACUAGUUAGAAAGUCAAAAGUCAUCAUUUAAAUUAUACUGAGGCAACGUAACUUUAACUGUCUUUAGCUUUGACCAAUCACUUGUUAUUGCAAUUGUACAGAUUUGUGAGCUCAUAGCCUCAUGCAAUCGAGACAACAUCUUGCACAUGAGUUUUGAAUUAAGUAAACUUUAGAUUAAGUAAACUUCCAUUUUACAAAUUUAAGUGUAUUGCGUGAUAUGAAAUGAAGUUGUGGCAAAAUGUUCAAUAAUUGUGUUGCAGUAGCUCAUUUUAAUUAAAUAAAUUGAACAAGCAGCAACAAUCCUUUUUUAAGUGUACUUGUGAAAUAAUCAAAAUAUAUUCAAUAAAGUAAUCCUUUACUCAAAAUGAGUUUAAGAUUUGGUUACUUGUCAUUUACAUUUUGCAGAUGCUUAUAUGCUUAUAUGCAAAAGUGAAUUACCCUAUUUGCAGGGACAGUCAAGCAACUAAGGAUAUGUCUUACUGUAGGGUAGAAAUGUGAUAAGACUCCGUGGUUUAUGGGUCACCUCCAAAUCUGGGGAUUUAUUCAUACACUG